AUGGAUAAGAGGAAUGAGUCUUUGAAUAUGGAUUUUAUCCUCUUAGGCCUCUUCCCUGGUAUGAAACAUGGCAACUUACUUGUCUCUGCCAUCCUCCUGAUCUACAGUGUGGCUCUUACCACAAAUUCCAUCCUUAUUCUCCUGAUAUGGGUAGAUUCUCAACUUCACACACCGAUGUACUUCCUCCUCAGCCAGCUUGCUCUCAUGGACCUGACAUUAAUCUCUAGUGUUGUACCCAAGAUGGCAACUGAUUUCAUCUCAGGAAGAAAAAAUAUCUCACGUGUGGCCUGUGGAACCCAGAUCUUCUUCCUGACUCUAGGAAUUGCUGAGUGCAUCCUCAUAACCCUCAUGUCCUAUGACCAGUAUGUGACCAUCUGCAACCCUCUGAGAUAUGCCCUCAUAAUGAGUAAAAGGGUCUGUGUUCAGAUGGCUGUCAUUUCCUGGGUUGGGGGUGUCUUAACAUCACUAGUACACACAGCUUAUGCCAUACAUUCCCCUACCUGUGGUUCCAGAGAGAUGUCACAUUUCCUCUGUGAGGUGAUGGCCAUCCUAAAGUUGGUCUGUGAAGACAUCUCUGCAUAUGAGAAGGCUGUGGUGAUGACAAGCAUUGUAGUGCUCUCAUUCCUUUAUCCUUUAUCCCUUAUCCUCUCCUCUUAUGCUCUCAUCUUGCUGGCUGUACUCUGAAUAAACACUCAUGAAGUCAGAAACAAAGCCCUGGCCACAUGUUCCUCCCACUUGACUGUUGUGGGCCUCUAUUUUGGUCCAGCCACGCUUGUCUACAUGAGGCCCAGCUCUUACCACAAUCCCAAACUAUACCAGGUUCUAUUUAUGCUUGGUGCCAUCCUCACCCCCAUGUUGAACCCCCUCAUAUACAGUCUGAGGAAUAAAGAGGUUAUGAUUGCUCUGAAAAGGGUACUGAUACACUUCCAACCUUCAAGCUAUACCACAUAG
Messenger RNA from Condylura cristata (star-nosed mole), 951 nucleotides. RefSeq names its product olfactory receptor 56-like. The record is from RefSeq and is a predicted model, not a curated record. Gene Ontology annotation, biological process: G protein-coupled receptor signaling pathway. Gene Ontology annotation, cellular component: membrane. Lineage: Eukaryota; Metazoa; Chordata; Mammalia; Eulipotyphla; Talpidae. Gene Ontology annotation, molecular function: G protein-coupled receptor activity; olfactory receptor activity.